GCAUCACUUUUCAAGUUUCCUUCAAAUUCUUCUUCUAAAUGCUUCGUUAAUCAAAGGCCAAGUGUUCCUGCUUCUUUCUCUCAUCACCGUCUUUCGAAAACCCUACUCUCUCUCUGUCUCUCUCCAGAAGCUGCUCGCAAGGAUCGAGCAGUUUCGAAUUCCAUUCAGGAUGAAUUUCAGAAAGCUCAAUUUGGCGCCUUGAUUCUCACAACCAUGUGGUUUUCCUUCUGGAGAUCCAGAGAUCGUUUUUCCUUGGAUCAACUCAGGUACUUAACCGAUCAAUUGACAAAAGUUCAAAUAGUUAACGAGGUUAAUAAGGAUUUUGUUAUUGAGGCAUUGAGAUCAAUUGCGGAGUUGAUAACGUAUGGUGACCAACAUGACCCGAGCUUUUUUGAAUUCUUCAUGGAAAAGCAAGUUGUGGGAGAGUUUGUACGUAUUCUUAAACUUAGCAGAACUGUUAGCAUUCCACUUCAGUUGCUACAAACAGUGAGCAUUAUGAUCCAGAACCUAAGAAAUGAACAUGCUAUAUACUAUAUGUUUAGUAAUGAACAUAUGAACUACCUAAUUACAUAUUCAUUCGAUUUUCGCAAUGAGGAGCUAUUGUCAUACUACAUAUCCUUUUUAAGAGCAAUAAGUGGAAAAUUGAACAAAAGUACAAUUUCUCUGCUUGUGAAGACUCACAAUGAUGAAGUAGUUUCAUUUCCGUUGUAUGUUGAGGCAAUACGCUUUGCCUUUCAUGAGGAGAACAUGGUUCGCACAGCUGUACGCACUGUGACCCUUAAUGUAUAUCAUGUUGGGGACGAAUAUGUUAAUAGAUAUAUAGCCAGCGCACCUCGCACCGAUUACUUCUCAAACCUGGUUUCCUUUUUCAGGAAGCAGUGUAUGGAUUUAAAUAGAUUGGUCUCUGAGACAUUGAAAAAUCCAGGCCAAGAUUCUACCUCUGCAAUUAUUGCUGCUGUAGAUGAAAUUGAGGAUAACCUGUAUUACUUUAGUGAUGUUAUCUCUGCUGGAAUUCCUGAUGUUGGGAGGCUAAUAACGGACAGCAUUCUGAUGGUUCUGGUUUUUCCAAUACUUCUGCCUUCCCUGAGGAUAGUGGAUGUUAAUGACAUGCAAAGUGGUGUUGUCACUUCUCUCUACUUACUUUGUUGCAUCUUAAGGAUAGUCAAGAUCAAAGAUUUGGCAAAUACCAUAGUCGCUGCUCUUUUUUGUCCCUUAGAGGCCUUUACAAAAUAUUCUAGGGGUAUAGUCAAUGGUUAUGUAUCUGAUCGUGGUUUUACAUCCAAAAGAGAAGAUCCAGAUGAUGGUAAUCUAGCCAAGUCCAAUGCAGAAUGCUUGACGGUGAAUGUGCCACACUCUUCUAGUUUUUCAGGUUUUCACCCAGAAAGCAGUACCUUAGAAGAUAGUUGUAGCAAUUCAAAUUUGGCUUUAAGGGAGGUUUUGCUUGCUUAUGUUACUAAAGGGGAUGAUGUACAAGUUUUGGGUUCUCUGAGUGUGCUUGCCACUCUGCUGCAAACGAAAGAACUUGAUGAAUCAAUGCUGGAUGGGCUUGGAAUUCUUCCACAACGCAAACAGCACAAGAAACAGUUAUUGCAAGCAUUGGUUGGUGAGGCUUCAGGGGAAGAGCGACUUUUUUCUUCUGAAAAUAGCUUGAUGAGGGAUGGCAUUGGUUGUGAGCUCGAGGUCUAUCUUGAAAAGAUCAAGGACCAGUAUGGAUUAUCUUUUCUGUCUUCUGAUGUUGUAACAAGCCCUCGUGUUCCUAGAUUUCAGGUGCUCGAUGCAUUAGUGAGCCUGUUUUGCCGUUCUAAUAUAUCUGCAGAGACACUGUGGGGUGGUGGUUGGCUUUUACGCCAGUUGCUUCCUUAUAGCGAGGCAGAAUUCAACAGCCAUCACCUGGAAUUGCUGAAAACUUCAUACAAGAAUUCUGCUUCUGCUCUUGUAAAGGAGGUUAGAGGUUUCUGGCCUGAUCUUCUUAUUACUGUUCUUUGUAAUGAGUGGAGAAAGUGCAAAAGAGCAAUGGAGUCAUCUUCCCCUCCAAAAGAACCAAAGUGCAUAUUUUUUCCAUCUCAGGUCUACUUUUCCGAAGAAGAUAUAGCCGAGGGAUCAUCAUUUGCUGCUGGGGAAAGAGUGCACGAGUUGGUGAUGGUAUUUGUUCUGCUGCAUCAACUUCAAAUAUUCACUUUAGGUAGAGCUUUGCCUGAGCAACCUCUUAUUUAUCCACCUGGUAAUCUCCCGGCAAAUUCUCGUGCCCAGACUUCUGGACUUGAUGUGUCAGGCCCAAAACUUGGCACUGAAGUCAGCCUUGUUAAUGCUAUACCUUGUAGAAUUGCUUUCGAGAGGGGCAAAGAGCGACAUUUUUGUUUUCUAGCAAUCUCUAUAGGAACAUCUGGCUGGCUUGUGCUUGCUGAAGAGCUGCCGCUGAAGAAGCCAUAUGGAGUUGUUCGGGUGGCUGCACCUUUGGCUGGGUGCAAUCCCAGGAUUGAUGAGAAACAUUCAAGAUGGCUGCACCUGCGGAUCCGACCAUCCUCCUUACCUAUUCUGGAUCCUGCCAAAUUCAAUGCCAUUGGGAAAUUAAAGACCAGAGCUUUUGUGGAUGGAAGGUGGACGUUGGCAUUCAGGGAUGAAGAGUCUUGCAAAUCUGCUUUGUCUAUGGUUCUUGAAGAGAUUAUUUUUCUGAGUGACGAGGUUCACAGAAGACUAAAACCUUUGCUCAACCUCGAAACUGCAAUGGAUUUAUCAGGUCCGUCUGUAUGUGAUCCAGAGGAUUCCUCUUUACAUACAACGCCUCUCAAUUCGAUGUAAGGUCUUUGACUUUAUCUAUAAUAAUAGGUGUUUUCUACUCGAGGGGUGGGAAAUUAUUAAGUCCGUCACCCUUUUGUAUAUGCUCCAAAAUUACAUACCAAAUUUGUACAUUACCAACUGUGGUUUAGUGCCAUUCUUUUUGUAUACUAGCCUUUUCUUUUCCUGAUUUGUAAGUUUAUAUUCACUCUUCUCAUUCUUUAGGAGCUCUAACCUAGGCCCCAUAUUUUUCUUUUGUAUUACAUUAUUUCUAAGCUCUGUAGCCAAUGUAAAUUUGAGGGAACCCCAUAAGGAAAGCUUUUUUUCUUUCCUGUCCAGACAAGUGUCUAUUUGUUUAUUUUUUUACGUGUUACUGCUAAUUAUGUGGAUUGUAGAGUAAUGCUAGAUUCGUUAAUAACACGAUUUGAUGUGAUUUAACUAGUCACCGGUUCAUAUCGUAUGUAUGACAAAUUGUUGAUUAAUUUGCAUCAUAUAAGACAUGGAUG
Messenger RNA from Abrus precatorius (Indian licorice), 3281 nucleotides. Its product is annotated as protein TRANSPARENT TESTA 9-like. Lineage: Eukaryota; Viridiplantae; Streptophyta; Magnoliopsida; Fabales; Fabaceae. Bases 214 to 2799 code for a protein of 861 amino acids. Gene Ontology annotation, biological process: endosome to lysosome transport; regulation of autophagosome maturation; endosomal transport. Gene Ontology annotation, cellular component: endolysosome membrane; late endosome. The transcript has 21 exons. The record is from RefSeq and is a predicted model, not a curated record.